Molecule: messenger RNA, 1113 nt
Organism: Medicago truncatula (barrel medic)
Lineage: Eukaryota; Viridiplantae; Streptophyta; Magnoliopsida; Fabales; Fabaceae
Product: F-box protein SKIP23
Exons: 1
Coding region: 1-1113 (370 amino acids)
Molecular function (GO): protein binding
Source: RefSeq, a predicted model, not a curated record
AUGGUUAGAUUGGUCUCAAAUUCCUUCAUCCAGGUUCUUGUUUCUAUUCUCGACAAGCUAAAAAUAAAGAAAAAGGCUAAAAAACCAGAUUGGUCUCAACUUGCAAAGGAACUUCUUCAACUAAUAUCCGAAAGACUAGACAGUGAACUCUAUCGCCUUCGCUUUCGUUCAGUUUGUUCCUCGUGGCGCUCUUCUUCAAGCCCUAACUACCAUCAAAACCAUUUACCCUUAAAGCUUCCAGAAUUCUCAAACAUCGAAAACAACUACCUCAUUAAACACAAUAUGUUUCUCAUCAAAUCACCUACAAACUCAAUCCCUUGGUUGAUUAGAGUCGGUCCAAAAUUAAACGGCAAAACUCAUCUCUGGGACCCUAGAGACAUUUACUACACAUUACCUUUUUAUUUACAAAUACAUUUAAAUUUGGCCCUCGACUUAAACAAACUCUCCAUCAUCGAUCUCGGACAUGUGUUUUACAUCCACGACAGUGGUCCUGGUAGCUAUGUCUAUCCUAGAAAGGUUAUCGGUGUCGGGGAACAACCUCUAGCUAUUGUCACAUGCGAGUACUCUGGUGAGCUAAUUAUUUUCCGUUGCGGGGAUGAUCAUUGGACAAAUAUGCCCGAUGUCCCAAAUGUGGAAAAAUCACAUGGAGAUAUUUGCAAUUUUAAAGGGAGGCCUUGUGUAAUAGAUAGAACCGGUCGGACUAUGAUGAUCGAAUCAGACUUGACUGUUCAUUUGGCGGCUGAACCUUGUUUUGGUGGCGAUACUAAAUUCUUGGUAGAGAGUAAGUGUCGGUUGUUGCAUGUGGAUAGAUAUGAAAGUGAUGGUAGUAGUGGUAAUGUAAGGAUUGAUGUGUUUGGGCUCGAUGAGAAGGAGAAGAAUUGGGUUAAAUUGCCUAAUUUAGGGGAAGGUUGUUCGUUUUCUGCUUCUGCUUCGGAUUUGGGUGUAGCGAAUGGGAAUUGUGUAAUCUUUUGUGCAGGUGAUAUGAGUGUUUUUCACUUGGAUCAAGGUCGGAUUUCACCUUUGUCUGAUUAUCCAGAUUAUGUUAACUUAUUCUUAUGGCCACCUCCAAAGUGGAUCUCGGAUGCAAUAAAAAAGUAUGUUAUUUUACAGUGA